Messenger RNA from Diospyros lotus (date-plum), 1227 nucleotides. Its product is annotated as protein FAR1-RELATED SEQUENCE 5-like. The transcript has 6 exons. Lineage: Eukaryota; Viridiplantae; Streptophyta; Magnoliopsida; Ericales; Ebenaceae. Gene Ontology annotation, biological process: regulation of DNA-templated transcription. The record is from RefSeq and is a predicted model, not a curated record. The coding region runs from base 1 to 1227 and encodes 408 amino acids.
AUGAGUGACAUAGAAGAAGGAAAUCAUAUUGUGCUUGCAGAAUCAUUCGAAGAUAAUGAGGAAAAUUUCGUUAAUAAUGAAGAAAUUACCAAAGAUAAUGAGUGUCCUGCAUCAGAAGAAGAUAGUGAUCUUGUCCCUAAGGUUGGAAUGAAAUUCAAUGAGGAGAAAGACGUUUUUGAAUUUUACAAAAAAUAUGCUUACCAUGUGGGUUUUUCUGUUAAAAGAAGGAGUUCGAGCAAGGGUGAUGACGGUGUUCUAAUUUAUAACUCACCUGUUGUUGAAGCUAGUGGAUAUGAGAACCUGACAUUUGUGGAAAAGGAUUGUAGAAAUUACAUUGAUCAGGUGAGGAGGUUAAGACUUGGGGAAGGAGAUGCUACUGCUAUUCAAGCUUAUUUUUCGAAGAUGCAAGCCUUUUAUCUGGGUUUUUACUUUAGUGUGGAUUUGGAUGAAGAUGGCAAAUUGAAGAACGUCUUUUGGGACGAUAAUAGGUGUAGACAAGCAUUUAAGGAAUUUGGCAACGUUAUCACAUUUGACACCACAUACUUGACCAAUAGGUACAACAUGCUGUUUGCUCCAUUCGUUGGUGUAAAUCACCAUGGACAGUCGACAUUGCUUGGAUGUGGUAUUAUUUCCAACGAGGACACUGGGACUUUUGUAUGGUUGUUUAAGACAUGGCUUGAGUGUAUGGAGGAUCAAGGGCCUGCAGGAAUAAUCACUGAUCAAGAUAGGGCCAUGCAAAAUGCUAGCGUACAUGAGGUGGUGUAUGAAUCACAGAGUUCUGAAGAAUUCGAGAAGGCCUGGAAUUCAAUGAUUGAGAAAUAUGCACUGCAUGACAAUGAUUGGUUGUCUGGACUUUACAAAGAAAGAGGUCGAUGGGUCCCAUGUUUCGUGAAAACUAGUUUUUGGGCAAGGAUGUUAACAACGCAGCGGGGUGAGGGUAUGAACGCAUUUUUUGAUGGAUUUGUACACUCAAAAACCUCAUUGAAGCAAUUUGUUGAACAAUAUGAGCGGGCAAUGAGGUGUAAAGUUGAAAAGGAGUUUCAGGCCGACGUAAGGUGGGAUCCUCAAAAUCAAACAAAAGGCAAUGCCCCAAUUCAAAACAUUGUCGAAGAUGCUCAAGUAUUCAAUCAAGCUUUUUCACAAGAUGCACAAUAUCAGGCGCUUCCACCAAUCUCUCACUCACAACAAUUGAUGAGUGCCUAUGGUGCCUACCUCUCGUACAAGUAA